UUUGGGUUACAAAAGUUUGAUAAUUAUUCUUUGUCUAUACAUACAUAUUUCUGAAUUCGAGACUUGGUAUUAGCAACUCUAAACCUUGAUCGCUUGUUGGCCACCAUACAAAUACACAUCUUAGCUUAGUAAUAAUAUUAUCAAUUCCCAACCCAAAAGCUAAAAUAAAAUCAUCAUCACCCCAACAGAAUGUUUACAAGUUUACAUACACCUAUUUAAUUAACACGCACAAGCAAAAACAACAAGGAAACGUGUGCCACAUAAAAUAUGCACUGUAGAAAUUGUGGAUUCUAAUUAGGUUAACUAUCACCAACCAACUUUCUCUCAGUUAACACUUAUAUUACUUUGAGUUAUAGUUAACCCCAAGUGGAAGGAAUUAAGCCCUAUGAAACCACGAAACCUUUUUUGACAAGAAAGUGCACACAAAUUCACUUUUGCUUUCAUUCAUUCAUUCAUAUCAAACUGAUUAAUCAUUAGUCAUUAGUCAUCAGUCAUCACCUUUUUAAGACAAAGUUGCCUAGACUACCAUUUCAUUUCAGCUCACCAAAUCAAAACUGCAAUUUUUGUAAGUAUAAGCACGUCAAGAAAUACUUGAGAAAGAUUCACAAUUAAGCAGCACCAUCACAUCAGCCACAUAAUAUAACUCAUGUUCAGUAGUACUUCUUUCAAUUCAACUAAUUACCAUAUCAUGCAUUAUUCCUCCUUCCUCUCCAUGAGUCAUUCUAAAACCAUGAGUUCCUCCAACUUGACUUCUUCUUCUUCUUCUUCGUUUUCUUCCUCUCUUUCUUCGCCGUUUUUCAUUCCCAUUGAUCUUGCAUAUUCGUCGAUGAAUUAUUUCCAGGGCCUGUUUUAUAUGCCUGCUGACGUUCAGAUGUUGGAAAUCAUACUAGCCCUGAUGGUUUUCAUUGUGAUACAUUCCCUGAGGCAGAGAAAGAAACAAGGCUUGCCCAAUUGGCCUGUUGUUGGGAUGUUGCCUUCUUUGAUUGUUGGUCUUCAAGGAGACAUGUAUGAAUGGAUUUCAGGCGUUAUUUGUCGCCAAAACGGCACUUUUAUUUUCAAAGGUCCCUGGUUUACUAACUUGAAUUGUGUGGUGACAUCUGAUCCUCGAAACCUAGAGUAUCUUCUCAAGACUAAGUUCUCCAAUUUCCCCAAAGGCGAAUACUUUCGCAACACUGUUAGGGAUCUUCUUGGAGAUGGAAUAUUCAGCGCAGACGAUGAAAUCUGGCAUCGACAGAGGAAGACGGCCAGCCUGGAAUUCCAUUCUGCCAAGUUUAGGAAGCUCACUACUGAUUCGUUGCUUGAGUUGGUUCAUUCCAGGCUUCUACCUGUUUUGGAGGAUUCGGUUAAACAAUCAUUACCUGUUGAUUUGCAGGAUGUUCUCCUCAGGCUCACUUUUGACAAUGUUUGCAUGAUUGCAUUUGGUGUUGAUCCGGGCUGUUUACGCCCUGGAUUGCCUGAAAUACCGUUUGCUCGUGCUUUCGAGGAUGCGACUGAAGCAACCAUUAUGAGGUUUGUUACUCCCACGCUUGUGUGGAAGGCGAUGCGAUGUUUAAACAUCGGGACAGAGAAAAAACUCAGGGACUCAAUCAUGGAGGUGGAUAAGUUCGCGGAGCAAGUCAUCAGGACAAGGAAGAAAGAACUUGCUUUACAGUCAGAAAAUGAAAAGCAAAGGUCAGACAUAUUGACUGUCUUUAUGGGAUCCAAAGAUGAACAAGGAAGGCCAUUUUUGGAUAAAAUCUUGCGGGAUAUAUGCGUGAAUUUCAUACUGGCUGGACGAGACACAUCUUCAGUUGCACUUAGCUGGUUUUUCUGGCUGCUGAACAAGAAUCCAGAUGUGGAAGACAGAAUUUUGGCUGAAAUCAGUCAAAUUUUGAGUGACAGAAAAGACGAGAAGGACAAAGUACAGGAUCUUGAUAAUGUAAUCUUCAAGCCUGAGGAAGUAAAGAAGAUGGAAUAUUUACAAGCUGCAAUAUCAGAGGCUUUGAGAUUGCAUCCAUCAGUUCCAGUUGAUCAUAAGGAGGUCCUUGAAGACGACGUUUUCCCAGAUGGUACAGUGCUGAAGAAGGGAACCAAAGUGAUUUAUGCGAUUUAUACCAUGGGAAGGAUGGAAGGAAUAUGGGGAAAAGAUUGCAGAGAGUACAAACCAGAAAGAUGGCUUAGAGAUGGGAGGUUCAUGAGUGAAUCUGCAUACAAAUUUACAGCUUUUAAUGGAGGACCUAGGCUGUGUUUGGGCAAAGACUUUGCUUAUUAUCAGAUGAAAUUUGCAGCUGCCUCCAUUUUGCUGCGAUACAAGGUGAAAGUUGUGGAGGGUCAUCCCGUGACACCAAAGAUGGCAUUGACCAUGUACAUGAAGUAUGGGCUUAAGGUGAAGCUCUCCAGGAGAGAUGAUCGACACAAGUAUUUCAAGCUUAAAGAGUGAAGAAAACGAAAAAUCUUCCCCGACAAAUACAUAUGAUGAAUGAUUCUGAGAUGCUAGCUAAUUAUUAUGCUUUCUCUUGAAUUUUUUUUCUUUUUUUUUUCCGGGUUUGUUAUAUUGUUUGGGAAUUUACAGGAUUAUAGAACAAUGGGUGGUUGUUAUAUAUUAUUACUAGAUGACUUACUAUUGUUUAAGAGAUUUGAAGAAUUCAUAUUGGAGGUAGGUGAGGAAAAAGGUUAUCAGUUAGGAAAAGGGAGUGAUAUGAAUAAAGUUUUUAUGUCAUUGAUUGUUGAGUAUAUAAUUACUCUGACCAAUUCAUUUAAUUUUUAUAAAUAAUUAUUUACAAAAGUUAUUUUCAUUCGACAAUCCCGCAAAAUUGCAGUCUUUGUUUGAGCAAAUUUU
Molecule: messenger RNA, 2818 nt
Organism: Oldenlandia corymbosa var. corymbosa
Lineage: Eukaryota; Viridiplantae; Streptophyta; Magnoliopsida; Gentianales; Rubiaceae
Source: the annotation of a GenBank genome assembly